Gekko japonicus is the source of this 1595-nucleotide messenger RNA. Its product is annotated as small VCP/p97-interacting protein-like. The record is from RefSeq and is a predicted model, not a curated record. The transcript has 4 exons. Lineage: Eukaryota; Metazoa; Chordata; Lepidosauria; Squamata; Gekkonidae. Gene Ontology annotation, cellular component: endoplasmic reticulum membrane. Bases 85 to 330 code for a protein of 81 amino acids. Gene Ontology annotation, biological process: positive regulation of autophagy; negative regulation of retrograde protein transport, ER to cytosol; negative regulation of VCP-NPL4-UFD1 AAA ATPase complex assembly.
GGUCGUCGCGCUCGCUUGCUUGCUCGCUUGCAGUCGCUGCCCGGCGGGCGCCGCCUGGGUAGGGCUGGCCGAGCCGGGACCGGGAUGGGGCUCUGCUUGCCUUGCCUGGGGGGAGCGGCUGACGACGUCGUGGAGACGCCGGACCCGGAAAUGAAGAGGAGACAACUUGCCGAAGCUGCAGAAAAAAGGCAAAUGGAGGCCUCCUCUCGAGGUAUUAAGAAUCUAUCUUCUGUUGAACAAAAGAAGAGGAGGCAGGAGGAAAUGGAAAAACGCCUUGAUUCAGCAGCGACUGGACCAGAAGGAGGCGGGCUUAGAUGGCAAGUUGGAUAACUCUGGUGCAGCUCCGGAUGGGAAGGACAGGAUGAAUGUUCUACUGCCAAUAACUUGCCAGUUCCUGCAGCUGAAUGACACUUGUCCAGUGUGUUUGGCUUUUGCUGUUGUUUGCCUCUGGAGACUCAGCAGUACUUCGCCAUCUUGGCAGGGCAGACGGGAAAAUGUGCACGAAGGAUCCUUUUUUCAAACCAAAACCUCACAAUGUACAGCAGAGAUGGCCAAAACCAGUUGUUUACCAGUUACGCCGCCAUAUUGUGUAACAUUGCAUGUCUUAACAUAUUGGGGGGCGGGGGGGCCGGCAGAUUGUGGAAGAGGCACUUACAAUGAUAAAUGAAAAGUUCAUAGCUUGAUUGUUCUGAAGAUAAUCCUGCUUUUAGUAAUUUCCCUCGAUGCCCAACUGUGUCUUUUGUCUGUGUCAUGCUUAUAGAAUUGAAGCCACAAACUCAGCCCCGUUACUCAGAACUAAACUGGGCCGAAGUCAGUAGGCUUCCCUGAGAGUAAACGUUUUGAAGGUGGAAGUUUUUGUGCCUUCGAGGUUGAAUUUACAUGUUUUAGGAGAAUUGUCACCAUCAAGUGAGAACUGCCUGUUCUUGCUUAUUUGUUCUUUGACAUGCCACCACUGUGGAAGAAUUAAAAUACAGUCAUGUGAAAGGGAUUGUAAUUUGUACAAUAGAGACUAAUCCACAGCCGUGCUUCUCAUACACCACACAAGGCUAUAUUUGUAAGAAUAAAGGCGUCCUGAAAGCAAUUGCUACUUUGUGGUGAGAUUUCUCUCUAAAAAAUGAACAUGUAGACUAAAUCUGAUAAAUCCUGGAGAAUAGUUGGGUUUUCUGCAAAUCCAUAGUUACUAAAAUUGCUUCAAAUCAUUAUGGUCCGUAUGUACUUAUGCCAAGAUAAAUGCAUUUGUAUGGUUUAUUCCCUUCAUCUUUUGGAUUUUCCUAUUUGUGAUAUUUGGAGCGUCAUGAUUAUUGCAAAUUAAAAAUACAACUAAGCUAAUAAGGGCUCACCUGAGUGCCAUUCGUAUGCAUCUCAUUCUGUAAUGUAAAUGACCCAGCCAUUUGAAGUGACUAAUGGCUCAUGUGUUUAUCAAUACAUUUGGUAAACUGUCUUUCAGAACAGCCGAGUUCUUGGAAAUAACGAGGGAAGGGUUAUAAGUUUACACUCCAAAAAAACAGAUAGACAAUUUUCUCUUUACAAGAACCAGAUAGUUUUGUAUGUGUGUAUCCAGGGGUCAUUUCGUAGAAAAAGAGGUGCAGGAGCUC